Molecule: messenger RNA, 1381 nt
Organism: Xenopus laevis (African clawed frog)
Lineage: Eukaryota; Metazoa; Chordata; Amphibia; Anura; Pipidae
Gene: bambi.S
Product: BMP and activin membrane-bound inhibitor S homeolog
Biological process (GO): negative regulation of transforming growth factor beta receptor signaling pathway; transforming growth factor beta receptor signaling pathway; positive regulation of canonical Wnt signaling pathway
Cellular component (GO): membrane
Molecular function (GO): frizzled binding
Source: RefSeq, marked provisional
GCGACUCGGAGGGAUUACAAUAACUGCAGCUGCUGUCCGUAUUGCUUUACGGUGGAGUUUAGGAAACAUCAGGGGUUAUUUCCUUCCAAGGGCGAUUUGUUGCCCCCCACCGAGGAAGGAUUUGGCGCUUCUCUCCUGGGGAUCUGGAUAAUAACGCGGGGCUGGAUGGUGGCAUCUCUCUGGCGCUGAACACGAUCAAGGCUUGAAAUCCUUUAAAUGGAUCGCCAGGCCAGUCUGAUCUCUCUGUGGCUUCAGUUAGAGCUGUGGGCUAUGGCCGCGCUGCUGAGCAAAGGGGAAAUCAGAUGCUACUGUGACGCUCCGCAAUGUGUUGCAACUGGCUACAUGUGCAAGUCGGAACUCAACGCCUGCUUUACCAAGCUCCUUUACCCGCAGAACUCAAACUCUCCUCUCACCCACGGGUGCCUGGACUCCCUCGGUAGCACCACAGAGCCGUGCAAGGCAAGCGCAGAGCACAAUCACACGGUGGCGGUGCCGACGCUCAGAUUGGAGUGCUGUCACGAAGAUAUGUGCAAUUACAGAGGUCUGCACGAUGUUCUGUCUCAUCCAAAGGGUGAUCCAUCAGGUCCAGGGGGCAGGCACCAACACGAUAACACAAGGAGCCUCAUCACAAAGGUCCACGAAUUGACGUCAUCUAAAGAACUGUGGUUCCGGGCAGCGGUCAUAGCUGUGCCCAUAGCUGGUGGACUGAUCCUGGUGCUCCUUAUAAUGCUUGCACUUCGGAUGUUGCGCAGUGAAAACAAAAGACUGAAAGAUCAGAGGGAACAGAUGCUGUCGCGGCUUCACUACAGCUUUCACGGGCACCAUUCAAAAAAGGGCCAGAUGGCCAAAUUAGACUUGGAGUGUAUGGUGCCAGUGUCUGGCCAUGAAAACUGCUGCCUGACCUGUGACAAACUGAGGCACACGGACCUUAGCAAUGACAAAUUCAUCUCAUUGGUCCAUUGGGGGAUGUACAGCGGACACGGCAAGCUGGAAUUUGUAUGACCGCCUUCCCAACACAAUGGUCCAGUAGGGGGGUCUUCUGGAUCCUGCUGGAUGGGAGCACUUUAUCUUAUUUUCUUUUUAAACAAAACAAACUGAUCCUAAGGAGGACGAAAAAUGGGAUCUUUGCACAGCAAAUAUUUAAUGUUUCCUGUGUGGGGGUCCAAAAAUGUCAUAUUUGCACAAAAAAAGAGCAAUGGACUCUCUUUUUAUUUGCUUAACAUUGAAAAAUGUAGAAGCUGUACACACUGUCACAAUGUGUUUUAGUUUUAGGGAGCUAAUAUUGCUAUUGAAAUAAACUGUACAAAGUGUACAAGUUCCUAUAUAUGUCUAUUGUAUAGAAGUUUUUUUUUGUUUUUUAAAUAUAUAUUUUUGUCUGAAA